CCUAAGUGAAGAGUCACCAAUAAAGACACGUACAAUGUCUUACGGAACAGGACUAGUGCAGUAUUUCAUAUCAACAGGUAUGACGUGUGUCGGUAGACCCUCCUCUCUCUCCUGCUGCGUCGCGCGCUCUCGUCCUGAGCUGCUCCAGCUGCUGCCGCUGUCUGCCUGCCUGUGACUGUGCGUGCGUGCGAGUGCGUGCGAUCCCCUUUCCGCUCGCCCCGUGCUAUUGCUCUUCAAUGUAGCAAAGACCAUGACAGGCAUCGCCGCCGCCUCCUUCUUCUCCAACAUUUGCCAGUUCGGGGGCUGCGGACUGCACUUCGAGUCGCUGGCCGAGCUCAUCGUGCACAUCGAGGAUAAUCACAUCGAUACAGAUCCUCGUGUGUUGGAGAAACAGGAACUGCAGCAGCCCACAUACGUCGCCCUCAGCUACAUUAACAGGUUUAUGACAGAUGCAGCGCGGCGGGAGCAUGAAUCUCUGAAGAAGAAAGUUCAGCCGAAGCUGUCACUCUCACUGACGGGCAGCCUUUCACGCAACAGCGUGGCCACGCCCCCCCGCCACAAUAGUGGCAACCUCACCCCGCCCGUGACCCCGCCCAUCACGCCGUCGUCUUCAUUCAGGAGUAGCACCCCCACAGGCAGUGAGUAUGAUGAGGAGGAAGCAGAAUACGAAGAGUCCGACAGUGACGAGUCAUGGACCACCGAAAGUGCCAUUAGUUCUGAAUCCAUCCUCAGUUCCAUGUGCAUGAAUGGCGGUGAUGAGAAACCCUUUGCAUGUCCCGUGCCUGGAUGCAAAAAGAGAUACAAGAAUGUGAAUGGUAUCAAGUACCACGCCAAGAACGGCCACCGCACACAGAUCCGCGUUCGCAAGCCCUUUAAGUGCCGGUGUGGUAAAAGUUACAAAAGCUCUCAGGGGCUUCGACACCACACCAUCAACUUCCACCCGCCCGUCUCUGCCGACAUCAUCCGCAAGAUGCAGCAGUAGAGAGUGCCAACAUCACACACAUACACACACGCAUGUAAAAUACAUAACGCAUCCACACACAUGUACAUACAAUACAAAAUGAACAGCUCCAUAUCCAUCCACACCAGCAGCUAUAGCUGAUCUGUCUUGUCCUCAGAUUUUUGGAGGACAUCCAAAAAUUAUUUGUCUGGACGACGUUUUUGUCUCUAUUUUACUCUUUUAAGAGUAAGACUCCAUUUUCCCUUUUCAUUCCACUCCUCAUGAGGAGGAAACUUUAAUCUUUUUAUAUUCCUCUUCCUGAAGGAAGACUCCCUGAAUCCCUGUAUCAUUCUGUACCUCCAUGAGGAGGAUUUGAUUCAACCAUCUUUCAAAACACUACAAUCCGAAUUGCAUGCUUUAUUUUUUUUUUUUGUUCAUUUUGUAUUAUUUCUAUUGCUUAUUAUUAGAGUUCACGGUUUUGUAUUUUUGCACAUUCGCUAUUAUUCUUUUUAUGUUCCUUGUCUUAUUUUUUAUGCAAGGUGCUUAUUGUAAAAGACUGAUAUGUUUGGAAAGGAGAGAAACGUGAUUAGAAAACCAGCCUCUCACCGAAUGGAAGAAAGGGAUUCAGCGUGACAACGAUCACUUUGUGAGAAAUUGAAAGAUAGGAAAGCCUUGAAAAGUCUGAAUGUUUGUAAUGUAAUAAUAUCUACCCCAUAUAACCAACAUUCAUAGCUACAGAUUGUGUAUAUAACUAUAUUCUAUAAGCUUUCAUAGUCAGAUCUAAAUUCUAUACUUUAAGUUUUAUUUUGUAUAUUUUCAUCCGAACUUCAGAGAUGACAAUGUGGAUUGAUUAUGGAUGUGCAGUUUUUCCGUAGUGCUUUCACCCUUUCUGUUAAUCUCAGAAAAGCACCAAAUGACUCUCAGGUGACAAAUCGCCAGCAUUUCACAACCAUAAUCCUGCCCGAUUUAUCUGAUAGUAUUUUAGAGUAGGCUGUUACACGCUUCCCGGGUCCGCUGUGGCCGGAGUGUUCUAGAGCCUCUGGAGCGUUCUAGAACUCCACAGUGAUCUUUAGGCGAUCUGGUGAAGAACAUAAAGCACUUUGUAGUGACCAGUUGCCAACCUGUUUAGGGCAUUUUGUAUUGCCAACAAGUCUGAUGUUGCAGUAUGUUGUCUGCAAAUCAGCUGUGAAAUUCAAAGGACUAAUAUGGCACUUUGGAGGUUUCUGCUUCUAAGGUUUUUAUUCUUUUUUUUUCUAGCUAAGGGAAUUCAUUCUUUUGCUAUACCUCCAGUGUGCUUGUUAGUUGUGAGAUUAUUGAAACUGGUUGCCUUGAAUUGUGGUACACCACAGCAUUCCAGUACAGUAUAUGUGUAGCCAAGUGAUUCAGAUUGUGUAUUCACCCUGAUUCUGACUCGUCUCUGGUGUUGUCCAUGACCUUUAUACCCCCAACCUGUCAUUGAGAUGAUGUAUAGUUAUAGCCAACCCAAAGAUAUUCAAGUGUGGACUCAUACCUUGAAUCGGAAAGGUACUUGAUUUGUUUUUGGACUUGUGGGUGGUAUACAUAAAGAGUCGCCAGACCCUCCAGAGAUUACAGCCAGAUCAGGGCCUGCCAAUCACUCAUUAUGACAUCACUGCAUGGACGUUAAUGUUGUUGGAAUUGCAGUGUCGGUUUAGAUGCAACAUUGUAACAGUAUUACACUGCCAGUAUAGAGGGAAGUAUUUGAUAUAUUGUGUACUUAUUGUAUUGUCUCAAUGUGAGUGAUUUAAAUUAUAUUUUCUUAAGUUUCUGGACAACAAUGUUCCUACAUGUAAUGAAGUCAGACACCAGUGGUUGUUUUGGAACUGGUGACAAUUUUCUUCAACAAAAUUCAAAAAGGAAAAAAAAAAGCUGCUUUGUAAAUGUAAACCUGGUUACAUUUUAAAUAUUAAAAUGGCCUUUGAUCUGUUUAA
Messenger RNA from Ctenopharyngodon idella (grass carp), 2889 nucleotides. It is a transcript of the gene jazf1b, whose product is annotated as JAZF zinc finger 1b. The record is from RefSeq and is a predicted model, not a curated record. Gene Ontology annotation, cellular component: nucleus. Lineage: Eukaryota; Metazoa; Chordata; Actinopteri; Cypriniformes; Xenocyprididae. Bases 251 to 982 code for a protein of 243 amino acids. The transcript is spliced from 5 exons.